Messenger RNA from Apaloderma vittatum (bar-tailed trogon), 419 nucleotides. RefSeq names its product carbonic anhydrase 15-like. The annotation marks the transcript as partial. The record is from RefSeq and is a predicted model, not a curated record. Gene Ontology annotation, cellular component: plasma membrane. The transcript has 5 exons. NCBI's taxonomy places the organism in Eukaryota, Metazoa, Chordata, Aves, Trogoniformes, Trogonidae. Gene Ontology annotation, molecular function: zinc ion binding; carbonate dehydratase activity.
UGAUGCUGAGCCUGGCGAGUGAGUUGGCCUCUGAGUCCAUCACCAUCAGUGGCGGGGGCCUCCCCGUCGAUGGGCGCCGGCUCCCCAUGGAGUUGCACAUUGUCCACAUCAACGUCAAGUACCGGACCAUGGCGGAGGCCAAGGGGCACCCCAGUGGGCUGGCUGUCCUCGGCUUCUUCUUCCAGAUCUCUGAAACCCCUAACACCAACUACAACACCAUUGUGGUGGGGCUGAGGAACAUCUCCCAGGCUGGGACCUCCGUGGAUUUGGCCUCUACCUUCCGCCUGAGCACCUUGCUGCCGCCUGCUGCUCGCCUCUCCGGGUACUACCGCUACCAGGGCUCCCUCACCACCCCCGACUGCAGCGAGGGCGUUACCUGGACCAUCUUCGAGGAGCCAGUGGAGAUCGGCCGGGAGCAG